Pomacea canaliculata is the source of this 959-nucleotide messenger RNA. RefSeq lists its product as uncharacterized. The record is from RefSeq and is a predicted model, not a curated record. The transcript has 5 exons. NCBI's taxonomy places the organism in Eukaryota, Metazoa, Mollusca, Gastropoda, Architaenioglossa, Ampullariidae. Bases 308 to 742 code for a protein of 144 amino acids.
GAGAAAAGUGACUUGAGAGAGACUUGAAACACAAAGCAAACCAACAGGUAAACUGACACACAGAUGGUCAACUUUAGUCAGAGGCCUAACCCACUAUCUGUAUCCCCGGAAACAAUGUACGUAGAUGAUGUUACGCAAUCAUCGCGCAUGCGCAGAAAGUCCUGCCCUGACCAGGAAGGAGUAUCUUCAUUCAGAGACCUCGUUAUCCUUCCCACAGUGAGUCCUUUAUCGCCUCAGAGACUUCAUCACACAAGCAUCUGACAUCAGCUUGUCUCACUCCUCUGUAGCAAACCUGACAUCAACUGUCAUGAGUGGGUCGUGCGGUCUGGUGCCGGUCAUCCUGGUCCUGAUUGUCGCCGUAACAGGGACACAGGCACAAUGUACCGACCCAGAAUUAAAUACAUUGUUUAAAUGUAUUACUCCUUACAAUGACAAGUUCAACAAGACUUUUGGAACUGGAGGCUCAUGCAACAAUACUAUUAUACGUGUAUCUGCAGACGUGUGCAAGGAUUUCGCCUCCAUUGUGAACUGUACCAACCAGCUAGACGUAUCCAGAACAUCAUGUCGACCACACGCUGUGGAACAGAUCGACCAACAUUUGUUUAUUCCUUGUAAAGUGAACGACUUUAAACAAUCGUGCCCCAACGCUCCAGCAAUUGACGUUGGCGGAGCUUCAGGUGUUAACAUCUCGCUGUGGCUGCUGGGAGUGGUCAUUAUUGUGUCCCUGAUAACGCAUAUGUAGCUGUCACCGCGGGGAAGAAAAGUGCAGGACCUGGAUGUGACAAAAAAAGCAAGCAAAACAAAAAGAAGCGUUACUUCACUUUUUCUAUUUAAAGGAACAUAUAUACUUUCCUACACAAAGACAAAGGGAUACAAUAUCCCAAUAAAUACUACGAACUAAUUUUGAUAAUAAAUAACCCUACAUAUAAUAAAUAAAAUAACAGACACUCAAGUAAGAA